GUUUGUAAAAGCGCGAACUUAGGUAUGUCUGGUGUUGCGCGUUAAACUAUGUUCUCCUAGUUUCGAUCCCAAGACUCAUAAUCUGAGGCAUAUAUUGUUCCCAAUUGUUUUUUAUUUUUUCGCUUGGUAAACGUUUGUGCACCGUGUGCGCCUUCUGGGUUGUCGGCUCACCUUUUCUUUUUGUACUUUUCUCUAGUCCUCAUUCACGUUACUUUGUAUGAUCCCCUAGUGCACAAAAUGCUUUCUAAAUAGACGCAAACUGCUACGUUAAUGUGUUUUGAUGUUAUUUUUUAUCGACCUAUGAGGAACAUGUCUAUGAUCAGCUUUCUCUCGGUACGCAAAUUGAGUGUCUGGAAUAGCUGACUUUUGUUUCGUGUUAAUGCAGAGCGGAGUGUUUUAUUCUACUCACCUGCAAUUUGUAUGAGACAAGAAAUCGAUAGUCUGCGCUAUUUUGCUCGAGGCCAAUGUUUUAAUAUUUGACCUAUUCUACAAGCCUAUUGUGCUAGCUAUAUUAAGGCAGGCGAUUCGGCGUGUUCCCGUGUUUAAAUUAGACAGUUUUGCAUAUAUUUCGCCGAAAAGUAAUGAAAUUUCAAACCUGAAUUUAUAAAAGGAUGAAUUUCGCACUAUUUUCCCAUAGCAGGCGAAAACGAGACAUUUCGACGCGUACUCCUCUUAUUUCCUUUUUUCCAGUUGCUUGGGGUAUAUAAGGAAAAAUUUUGGAAGUUUCUUAAUGGUCUUCAAACCCUGUUAUAUUGGGUUCUAAAUUAAACUGUACUUCAGUCAUAGCAUGCGAAUCAUAAAUCAAUCUAACCUGUCUAAUUUUUACGAUUGUUACCGUCUUGCUAUGAUUAUUCGUCUCGUAUUGAUGUUAGUUUAGUUCAUUUGUCUAAAUGACUAUAGUUUUUUCACAAUUUGUUUAUUUUAGCAAGAUGUCUACGAAUGGAACUGAUGAUGGUCCUUUAGAAUCAGAUUUAAGUUGGGUAUCAACAAAGACAUCAUUUAUGACAAUUUCUGAUCCCAGUGAUUCAUCUACACCAAAUGCAAAUUCUUCAUUAGAUGAAACGUUUGCUUCGAAUAAGUUUUCACCCAACUCUUUCAGAAAUUCGUCCCCAAAAUCUGACGAAUUAGAAGACAAUGACUAUGAUAAUAGUGAUAAAGACAAAGAAGAACAAGUAAAACACAAGAAGAAAACAGGAAUAACUUUGGUUUAUGCUCCAGAGAAAUCAGUUAAUAUUUUCAAAUCUUCAGAAAAUUCUAUUGUUCCACCUCAACUAAAUGAAAAAGUGAUCAUAAUCCGAUCAGAUCAGGGCAACGAUAAUAAUUAUACUGAAAAUGAUACAUUACCUAAAAAAAAUGGAAUUGGAUCAACAACUGCUUCUUCAAUGAAUGAAAUUUUGUAUUCCAGUAAAGAAAAUCUUUCUAAAUUAAAUGAUGAACAUGAAUUAAUAAAACAGUUGAAUAAUUUCAACAAUGUCUUGUACAACAACUCAUUUGAGGAAUUUUCAUCGAAUAAUGGAAUAUCGGAUGGUAAGGAUCUAUCUGAUAAUGAUGAUAAUAGUAAUAAUAAUAAUCUAUCAGAUAAUGAUAGUAAGUACAAUAAUUCCAGUAGUAUUCUAUCAACGCAACAAGUACUCACUUCAUUGAAUAAUCAUAAUGAUUCAUCGGUCUUAUCUAUGGGAUCAAAGACUUUAUCCAAAGAGAUUCUAAAUGAUGACGACAAUAAUAAUGAUAAUAAUCAAUCUUAUGCUAACAAUACAAUUAGUGUUAAUGAAGACAAUGAUAUCACUGAUGCAGUUCUACAGAAUCAUGAAGAAAUUACAAAAAAUACUUCGUCUAUUGAUCAAACUGAAGAAUAUACUUCAACAUUAAAACCAGUUUUAUCUUCACCAUCUAAUCAUUCAAUUGAUUCAGAUCAAGAAUACAAACUACUAACCGAUCAUUCUUCUAUAAAGUCGAAUUUAAAUAAUAUAGCACAAAUGAAUUCUGAAUCAGAUGAUGAAGUUACUAAAACAGUUCUAAAUAUUAGCGAUCAAUAUAAGAAGACGGUAAAUAAGUUUGUUGAGCAAUCAAUGCCGACUUAUUUGGAUCGUUGUUCACCAGCUCAAAUUGUAGCUGUAACCGGUGGAGCACCACCAGAUAUAAUACGUAAUAUUGAAGAAGAUUUAGACGAAGUUAAUGAUGAUAAUGUUAUUGAAGUACUUAAUACAGAUGCAGAACAUAAAACCAAUCCCUCUGCUUCUUCAUCUACGAAUCCUAGUAAUAUUGUCCGACAACGUGGUCAUAAUUCAGAGUCAUUAAAGUCUCAAAAGCCGGUAACUAUCAAUAUUGAUUUACGAGUUGUUUCAAAGCUAACUCCAAGUACUCCAGAAGAAGUAGAUGCUUCAUCAGAACUAGUUUUUAGCAAUUUUAUGAUAGAUCGUUAUAGGUUAGAAGUUUCUGCAUCAGCUCAAGCAUCUUCGUCUCAGUCUACUGCUUCUUCUUCAGCUUCAAUUCAUGUAACAGCUAUAGGUCAAGAAGCUGAAUCUGAAGAUCCUGUAAGCCAUCAACUUUCAUCUUUACCUCGUGCUGAACCACACAGUGUCGAAGCAAUAGUUGCUCGUAAUCUAGCCGAAAUCGGUGAUGAAAUCAAUCGUAUGUAUGGACCGAGAUUAGAUAGAAUGAUUAAAUUACUACCAGUUGAGGAAUGUCCGUUAGAAAUGUUUUAUAAUGUCGCCCGUGUGUUAUUUGCUCGUGGUCCAACUAACUGGGGUCAAGUAAUCACUUUGUUCUAUUUUGGUUAUCGGUUAGUAGUGCAACGAGUUAAAAAAGGUGUUGCCAAUGCAUUUUAUCAAGUUUGUCGAUGUCUAGUCAGUUUUUGUCGACAAAUCAAUAUUUUCGUGUGGAUAGCUCAACAAGGAGGAUGGCGUAUUCUCCAAUUCCUACGAUCCCAUAGAACAUAUGAUGAUGAUGAUGAAAAUGUAGACAAGAAGAAUCAUUCAACCAAAUCAAACGUUACUUCUCACACUGAUGAUGAAAGCUACCAGCAAAAUACAUCGUUAAACAAUAACCCAUCAUUUGAUAAUUCUGAUAAUGAUUCACAGUUAUUUGUUCCAUUAGUAUUGACAAGUACUGGUUUUGUUGUAAUGGCUUUUGCUCUUUGGUAUUACUUACGUCGUUAAAAUAACUUUUGUAUGGAUUUAUGCAUUCAAAAACAGGUUAUUUUAAUUUUGUACUUAUCCUAUAACUUGUUAGCUCCCUAAUGUUUUUUUUAUUCUCAAAAAAAGACUAAUCUCCACCCCUUUUUAACUGAACUGGGUUUUUUUAGUUACCAAUCAUUGCCUAUGUAUUAUUGUAGAAACCAAGUAUUCGUUUCCUAUUUUUUAUUUUAGUCAAACAAGAAGUUAUUACUACUACUACUACUACUACUACUACAUUUCUCUUCAUAUUGUUCAUUUAUUCAUCAUUCAUAAAAUAUUUAGUCUAUCGAUUGUUCUUUAUCUUUUUAUUGAGUGAUUUUAGAAAGUUCAAAUGAUGAGUAUUGUGUGCUUUUCUGUGUGGCCUUGUAGUGUAGCGGUGAGCACUUCGGAUUCUGUAUCCAGCAACCCGAGUUCGAGUCUCGGCGAGGCCUCAUGAUGUGAGCACUUGAAAUCAUCAUUAACCAUGUGCAUCACUUCGCAACAACAGCUCGAUCACGUCGUCCCAAUCACGUUUCACGAGUCCAUUCAACACAACCACUCCUCAGUUUGGUCAGUCAACGACAUGCUGUGGUUCACAAACUACAUCAUCUGUAUGCUUUUACAAAUAGUUAUCUAUUUAUUUAAACACAUAAACAUU
Messenger RNA from Schistosoma rodhaini, 3813 nucleotides. The record is from the annotation of a GenBank genome assembly. NCBI's taxonomy places the organism in Eukaryota, Metazoa, Platyhelminthes, Trematoda, Strigeidida, Schistosomatidae.